CACCUCUCUCUUCUGCGUCUUCCCUCACCCAACUUGUUUUGUCUGCUGCCACUCAGUGCUGGAGAGAGGCAGCCUGAAAGAGGCUGACGACCUCCAGCACGGCGCAUUUUUUCAUCCCGUCUUGUCACUCGAGAGCUGGGACUACCAGAUUGCAUCGCAUAGAGGGGUAGUAGUGCUUUGGCGCAUGGCAAGUUGCACCCAAAGCACUUUUACGCACGGCUCUCAGCGCGGAGGAUGUGAGCGUGGAGGGGAAAGAAAAACAAAGUGAGGCAAGAUGCGCGGCGCUGAGCUGCUGCUCGCUUACGUCCUGGCCGAAGUGAGCGUGCGGCACGUGGAAGGCCAGGUGGAGCGCGCGGCGGACGAGUUGGUGCUGGUGAGCGGAUACAACGAGUCGGCGGAGUCCACGACGAACGGCGUGACGGAGAGCCCGCCCACGGAGGACAAAUGUCGCGGCUACUACGACGUGAUGGGCCAAUGGGACCCGCCGUUUGUGUGUCAGACGGGCAACUACCUGUACUGUUGCGGCACGUGCGGCUUCAGGUUCUGCUGCGCCUUCCGCAGCUCCCGACUGGACCAGACCACCUGUAAGAACUACGACACGCCGCCGUGGAUGAUGACAGGCAGGCCGCCGUCCAAAGUGGACGUGGCGCAGGACUCAACCAAGGACAAGACCAACAUGAUCGUGUAUGUCGUCUGCGGGCUGGUGGCCAUCGUGGCGCUGAUUGGCAUCUUCACCAAGCUCGGGCUGGAGAAGACACAGCGACCGAACCAAGAAAACAGAACUUUGGCACAUGUGACCCGUCAUCCCGCCUCUGAACAUACAGACGAGAUGACCCUGGGGCUGCACUAUGAGAACAUGCAGACAAGAGUUGCAAUAAACAGUCUCCACAGCCCCCAGAUGAACAACACGACGACGCCUGCGUCGCCUCUGCUAACUGAGCCCUACGCACUGCUGGAGCAGAUCAGCAGCCCUUAUGUACCGCAGACGUCAAUCAAGGACCUCAACAAGUAUGCCACCCUCAAGGCUGUUGCAGAAAAAGCGAACGACAGCUUCUACAUCAACCGCCGCCAAGUGCUGAGCGGAAUAACAGCGAAGGGCGGCCUUCCAAUGGAACACGUGGAAACUGAGCCGGAACCCAGAAACCCCUACAGCCCGCCCAGACAGAUGUCGAGCAACCAUAGCGGACGCAAACACAAAUACCCGAGAAGCUACAGCAGCUCCCAGUCGUUGUCCUUCGGUUCUUUCUCCAGCCCGGCCACGCCGAGACCUUGGGAGAGCAACGACACGCUGGGGCUGAAGCGGUGCUACGGCCCGACUAAACUUUGCAUCACCGGGAGGGAACUUCAGAACGUUCGCUUCUUGCCGCCGCAGCCCUAUUUGGUCACCAACAGCAAGACGGAGGUGACAGUAUGAAGAACAGCGAGUGCUUGUGUAAAAUAUGACUGGACUGUUCGACAUAAAAUCAUUUGACACAAAUGAGUGUUAACGAACAAUAAUACCAAAAUCACAAAUCCUAAUUAAAUCAUACACACUGAAACUCUGCGCACCAUUUUACUUAUUUAUCUUAUUCCUGCCAAAAUAAACUGGGUCACCCUCAAGCCACCACUAAAAUGUAACGUUUCAUAAAUUCCCAAAAAUAAAUAAAAAUGGCUCAGACUGUUAUGUUUAUUACAUCAUAAGCACAUAUACAGUAUCUAAAAGGCACACUUGGUUUUUUUUUGUACUCAACUUGUGAAAUUAACACUUAAUUAAAUGUGUUUGCCUCUUUCAA
This is a messenger RNA of Syngnathus acus (greater pipefish), 1772 nucleotides long. RefSeq names its product shisa family member 9b (gene shisa9b). The record is from RefSeq and is a predicted model, not a curated record. Bases 275 to 1414 code for a protein of 379 amino acids. The transcript has 4 exons. Gene Ontology annotation, biological process: regulation of short-term neuronal synaptic plasticity; regulation of AMPA receptor activity. Gene Ontology annotation, cellular component: postsynaptic density; postsynaptic membrane; AMPA glutamate receptor complex. Lineage: Eukaryota; Metazoa; Chordata; Actinopteri; Syngnathiformes; Syngnathidae.